Molecule: messenger RNA, 1058 nt
Organism: Rubroshorea leprosula
Lineage: Eukaryota; Viridiplantae; Streptophyta; Magnoliopsida; Malvales; Dipterocarpaceae
Source: the annotation of a GenBank genome assembly
AAAAAAAAAAAAAGGGAACCCAGCCAAGCCGACAGCCCCACUUGGAAAAUUGGUAAGGAAGCUUGAUUUCCCCUUCCUUUCUUGCUCUAGAACACAUCUAGAACCCAGAAACAUUUCCCCCCUGCAGAGAAUUUCGGAUCUGCUCUGUCCUUCCUCCCCUGUCCGCCGGCUGCUAGUGGGUAUGCGAAUUUCUGGGCAUUUUUCUGAAAUUGUCGCCGGCUCUUCCCCAAAUUGCAGUUCGGUUGUGCUAGGAAAAUUCUGGUUCCUGAUCGUUCUAUCAGUUUAGUACUGAGAUCGAGUCUUCGGUUUUAUGCAAGUGAGGUAAGUAAAUUUAUGGUAAUGCCCAUACAGUUUUUAAAAGCAUGUUUUGAUUUGUUUUGAAGUGGUGGCGAGACUAAACCCGUUUUACACAAGUAUGAUUGAUUUGAAGUGGAAUUUUUAUACUUUUCAUUAAAUUGAGCAUGCUUACUUGAAAUUUAAUUGAUUGUCCUGAUGAUUUGAAAGUGAUCGGUGAAUUAUGAUUUUUCUUUUAACUUCAGCCUGUUUUGUCUCCGAUGUGGUCAUGUUAUUAAUGACCCUGCUAGUGGGGGAGUUUAUAAACGCUAGCAUAUGUUGAUAUGUAUUUCUAUAGAGCCGGUUCCUCCUGCCAGUAGGAGUUGUUAAACAUUGGUAUUUCAGUGACCUUGCUAGUGGGGAUUAUACACCAGCAAAUAGUGUGCCUGCCAGUGGGAGGUUUAUAACACUGGCCGUGACCUAUAGAGAAGACGUCUAUUUCAUUCCCGUACUGUAUCCAUUUUUCAUGAUUGCACUUGUUGGCAUGCUAUAAGUUUAAUAAGGGGCACUCCAUAUUUUACUUACUGAGUUUAUCUCAUAGUUUUUCCUUAUCCACCAUUUCAGGAAGCGAAACCGAGGACGAGAAAACCACGGGAAGUGACGAGUUAGAAGGCUAGCCAUUUUGAGAUUGAUAUAGAUUUUAGAAAUAAAUCAUGAUCUUGUAAACUAGAGUGUAUUUGGAGAUUUUAUGAUAUUAGAGCAAAUUAUAAAAUUUGAUCUUCAGA